AUGGUCGUCGUCCUCAUUGCUAAAUUCGCCAUCCCAGCCGUCGCCCCCUUCCUUCCGUCAGCCCUCGGAUACACGAGACACCACCGCCCCUAUCGGCAAGUUUUUACUUCCGUUCGCGAAUCGUCCGAAUGGUUUGGAGUCUGGCAAGGGUUGAUCGCCUUUUGUGUUGCUUGGAUCCGGCAUGAGCAAGAAACCCGAGCGUCAAUCCGUCUCGAAGCAGGACGACAGGGCCUCUAUUACCCGACCUGGAUUGAGCGCUUGCUCGAAGCCCGCUUCGAUAUCACCUGGAUCGAAGGCUUCCUGUGUUCCUCAGUAUUUGAUUUCAGCGGAUUAACCCAACGUGCCGGAAUUUUCCUUGACUUUGGACCGGACAGGGAUGCACAACAACCCUCUCCGGACUGGUUUGUCGCCUACAACGUCCCUGUCUGGUUCAACCUCAAGGAUGCCCAAAAGAAAUAUCCCAAUGCAGGCACUGCCAUCUUCCCCCAGCCACAUGAACUCCAGCUUUUCGUCAGCGCACCCCCGACGCCUGGCCCCAGCCUUCGUCUUUCACCCUCUCCACCGCCACCAUCAGAAACCACUGUACCCACCAGCAGCCUUCGCCAUGAGGAUAACCAUCAUUCCCAGAGUAGGGGCGACGAAAUGCGCGCGUUCAUCUCUCGAAGGGAAGAGGCGAUCGCUGAGAUGAUGCGCACUUCUAGCGAAGUGGAACGGCAGCGGUGGGCAGGCAGGAGGGCGACUCCUAAAACUUCGAAAUGCCGAGUCGUCCUUUGGAGUGCUGAUCCUCGCGACCCUUCCCGCCUAGUCAGAGAGCUGGCUGGAGACACCGACAUCCUCGACGAGUACACCUCCGCACAGAAGUGGUACGACCCUAUCAACCAGACGUGGCAUUGCUGUUUCGAUUUGGCUCCAGGUGAGGUCACCGCAGAGGCAGCCGAACUUAUCAACGACUACUAUGGCCAAGAUGUACUGGUCCCUGUUGACGGGGUCUUGCCAGACGCAACGGCGCCAGGGUCUGACCAUUCACUCUCCGCCCAACCCUGCCUUGUAUCCUCCGACGGGGCCUUGCCAGACGUAACGGGUGACGGCAAAGACCUUCAACUCGCCGCCCAGUCGAGCACUGUUUCCUCUCCUCACCAUGUCAGCCACAUUUACGUUCCCCCGAUUCUCCCUGAAGACUCCUCUCCAGAUCAAUUCCUUCCCUCCACCCGCCAGGAUGAACAAGGACUUGCCGACGAAGUCCUCGCCGUCCUCGUCCGGUACUAUGGGUUCGUCCCUCCACUCCCCAUGCCUACAGAUCGCCCAACCGUCGCCUUGCCUGAACCACAAAGGGUCUGGCUCUUACGGACCUUGGGGUUCCAUCCCACCACUUCCCUCUCCAGCCCGUUCUUCCAGUCACCCCUGUGCCACCUGGCAGUGGGUUUCUUGGAACAAUUUUGCAAAAAGUCAGGACGACCCCAUCCUGACAACUUCGACCUGGAUGCUACCAACCGCGACCCCUUGACAUCAAGCCCCUAUCUCUACAAGUGGUUUUUGGUCUCCCGCGACGCCAAUGAUCAAGCUCUGGUCCCCCCUCUAUAUGUCUUCCAGUUCGAUGAGACCACCGGCCCAUGGCUUCUCUCGGUGACCACCGCCGACGACGCAGUCCUUGUAAUGCGCCUCCAUCGUCUUGGAUUACGCGACCUUGCGGUCCAUCUCGCCACUGCGGGAAUACGGUUUCACACCUUGGCUCCCGUCACACUGGAAUUCCCUUCCCGUUCCACCUACCUGCGUCCGCCCCCGCAGGCCUUGCCAAUUCGAACCCCUGGCUAUGUUUUCACUCAGCGCGAUUACGACGCCUACCUCCAUGCGCGCGCUCUUCUCCUCGCUGAUCCUCGGAUGAGGGCAGCUAUCCAACGUGGAGGUAUUUUGUGGCGACUGGCGGUUUCUGUUCUAUCCCCAUGGGACGCCCUCGCAGGACCUACAGGCGCUCCUGGAUUGGCCCUUGUUCACCCUCGCACAGGACAUCAGCUCAUCGACGACGCUCUUACCACAGAGGAAGUCCAGAUCUUGUGCGGGAGUUACAUCUGCUUCACUGGACGUGGGUCGGACCAAUUUUCCCUCAAGUCCUGGUGGCCACUUCCUGAAACCUUCGACCAUCACGACAGCGGUGAAAAUUACGGAAGGUGGACCAGCUAUCGGGAGAACCAUUACCAGAACAGGUUGGAGGAUAUCCGCAAGGGGGCGCAGCCCAUGACCAACACUCAAUGGAGAUCUUUUUUGCGAGGGCGCCCUGACCUCCGUCGACUCAGGCACAACCGCGAAGCGUCAGCGCGCGCAUUUUUGGCCUCCAACUGCCCCGCAUCUGGGCUCACCGCUAGCUUGUGA
Molecule: messenger RNA, 2367 nt
Organism: Coprinopsis cinerea okayama7#130
Lineage: Eukaryota; Fungi; Basidiomycota; Agaricomycetes; Agaricales; Psathyrellaceae
Exons: 1
Coding region: 1-2367 (788 amino acids)
Source: RefSeq, a predicted model, not a curated record